CAAAUUAAUUCAUCAUGCACUGAAGCGUUGGUUGCUGCUCUAUUUUUUAUUAUUAAUAAUGUGAAUUAAAAUUAAUAGCUGAACAUGUCCAUAUGAAUUCAUCAUGCAUUGAAGUGUCAGUUUUUUUUUUUUUUUUAUUAUUAAUAACAAUAAUAAUGCAAAUCAAAAUUAAUAGCUAAACACUUCCAGAAUAAUUCAUCAUGCAACAAAGUACCAGUUUCUAUUUUGUUGUUUUUUGACUUUUCCGAGAAAUGGCUCUUUAGGUUCCUGGAAUCAUUGGGAAAGGCUUUUAAUUGCACUGAAGUUACAGAUGAAGACAUAUGAUGAUGAAGAUGCUCUCUUAAGUGAUGUCAGGCAGGCACGUGAGCAGUGAUGCAUUGUGAAGUGCAGCUGAUACAACCACCUGAUGGCAGCAUGUCAUGCAAGUGGUGCUGGGCAAGGCUUGACCAUAGAAAUUUUGCAGGUAAUGCAGGCACAUUCUCAGUCUAUUUUUCUCAAUCAAGAUUAGAAACAUUUAGAUUAAAUAAAUAUCAUUAAUAUAUAUGUUUCAAACUGUUAACACUUUAGUUAAAUUAAGAUUAACCAAUUAAAUUCAAUAAAAGCAACAAUAACAUCAUGACAUUAUGCUGCUGAAACAUAAUGUUUCUAAAUGAUUUUGUUUGUGUGUGUGUGUGUGUGUGUGUGUGUGUGUGUGUUUACACUGGCCAGGAGCCACCUUCUUUACGGGUGUUUUUAGAAGAGCUAAUACUCUCUACCUUAAAUCACAUUCACCCAAUAUAACCUCUCUGCUACUUUAGUAUCUUUCUUAUUGUAUAUUUCUGUCUGUAGUAUACCAGUCAACUGUGUCCACGAAUUAUGCACUCAAUUAAUAUACAUUAAGAUGUAUUGUGCCAUUCCAAAUAAUGAAAUAAUGCUUGCCAUGUUUUAGUGACCAAGGUAAAUAUCAGUGAAACACAUCCUUGUCCUAUCUCUAAUCUACCUCAUAUUCUCUGUUUAGUGUACACUUCAAGGCAGGCAAAAAUGGAUCCACUGCUGUUUGACAAUUCGUCACUUAUUAUUUAAAAAAAAAAGGAUCCCACUUUGAUUAAUGGAGCAGUUUUCAAGUGAUUAAAAAUCCAUCAUCAGUAAGGUGCACUUCUAGCCAACAUUUUGCAUAAUUCAUUUGGCAAGUGUAAUCCCUUUAGUUCUACUCACACCGCUUCAAGCAGGAUCCGAACCAGCGUUUCCAGCUUGAGAGGCGGGCACGCUAACAAGGACGCUAAAAACCAUAGCCUCAGUCGCUAACACACCUCUUGAGGCCAAAGGAGUGAGGUUUUACCUUAUUUUUGAGGUUUAUCUCUUUACUAGCUGGCCUCUGUUAGACUAGUUCACCAAAAUGUGGUUUGACCUCCUUGUGCACAAGAAAAGUAACUGCUAAGUUUAACUCAGAUGGGGUUUGGCCAGGAUCAGAAAUAGCAGUUUUGAAGCCUUAGCUGGGUGCCUGGCAGCAGGUAUAGGGCUCAGGAAAGAUCUGUUGCUGUUUAAGGAGAACUGGAUUCAAUCAUGUGUGUAUUAACUGAUUAGUGAGCUCUGGGAAUCCCAUUAGAGCCAAGCUACCAUUGCUAAUGCUGAUUAAGUCCCUCUAGAGCCCACCAUACACCACAGUCCACAGUAAAAUCUCAUCCUCUCCCAGUAAUGAAGCUGCAUGAAAAGCACUCUUUUUUUUUUUUUUUUACUUUUCAUUUCCAUUAAUGUGAUGCAGUAUUUUGUAGAUUGACUGUAUUAACUGACAGUAAGCCUACAUCCAUGGUGACCAUGGUCAAUGUGUUCAAUAAGUCUACCAAUAUUUCUCUGUCUGGUGUUUCCUCAUUUUCCUCAUGUGAAAUAACAUUAGUGGAUUUUUGCUAAGGCAAGCCUUACUUGCUUAGGUUUAGGUGUUUGCUGAAAUCCCCAACCUUAAGUAUUAAACUUAUUUUCUAAGCGAUCAGACCAUUUUCACACAGUGAAUGAACAACCAGAACAUCCUAGCCACCACCUAGCAACACCCUUGUACCCACAAAUCGCUAGUAUUUGGGCAGCAAUUUUAGCGCAGGCAAGUACCAUUCACAUUUUCUUUAAUUAAGAAUGUGCACUUUAUUUCAGAACUAUGGUUAUGGACAAACUCCUUCAUUUAAAUAUGAUUGCACUGAAGGGUUUACAUAAAAGAGUACCAUUGUAAAUGAUUGUGGUGUUUUGGACAUGUACAGUAUCAUGGUAUGUAUCUAAGUAUACAUGUAUAUGUGAAUGGUACAGUGGUAUAUCAUGUGUCAUGAUGUAUCAGCAAUUGAUACCAUUACUGUAUCCUGGUACAGCAACAGUAAGGGGGCAAGCGAGUCACUACCUUUUAGUUUGCAUUGUUUGGUAUUUCCUGAUUUUGCCUUGUGAAGACUUUCUCCUCAUCAGGUCUCUGUCUGAAGUCUUGUGCAGAGUGCACAUUUAGUAAAUUCUGUCUCAAGCACUUUAUCCAGCUUAUAGCCAACAUUAACUGAUCCUACUGACCUGCUUAGCUCAGUUCAGCCAAUCAGAUACUUUCUUUUGAUAUCUUUUACUCCUCUGCCCUGCCUCUAUUAUUUUAAAUAUAAACGUUGUGUCAAAAUUGUAUAUGUCAUUUUACAUGGAUUUUCAUCCUGUAUGCACGUAUUUUGUACCCUUUGCAUUUACAUUGUUUACCGUUUUAUCUUAUUUCAUGAGAGAUUUAUUGACAGAAAUCUCUCAGAAGUGUUAAGGUACUGAACUUUGACCCUGAAGGGCUCUUAUUCGCUCAGGUUUUCUCUACUCUGCAUCAUGUGAUGUCAGUGAUGGAUGCUCUGAGUAGCCAGGGCAUGAGUGCUGAGUAAGUAAUCCUAUUUGGGAAACUUGAGCUUCCGUCUCGCUUUCGGCGUGGCAAUCUGUUGAUCGCUUCUCAGCUCAUUGAAUUGGAAAAACGUGUUGUGCUUUUUCUUCACCAAGUUGGUAUAUAGAUUGCGUAGAUAUUUUGCAUAUGUCUUACUUUACCUGCCUUUUGAGAAGAAUGCUGUGCAUAACAACAAUAUCUAGGAUGAAGAGAAUCAAAGGAACGACUCUUUGAUGGAGAUGAAGAAGUGGAUUUUUCAAAGAGCAGCAAAAUGUACAAAGAAGUGUUGGGAAGUUUAUUACUUCACAGAUGCAGAUGACCCUGAAUGGGCCACCUAAACUCCUCUCUGAAAAGGAGAUUCAGCGAGUUCCUAUUUCAUGAGUAAUGGUGGCAAGAUAAGCCUGUGGUUGUCAUGGUAACAUUCAGUGACACGACUGACAUUCACAAGAUGCAGCCACCAUCCUGCAUAUCCACUCCAAUGUCACCAGGUGUACGGCGCAAACAACUGCUGUGGCAGAAUGCUGUGAAACACAUCAUCAGCCAACGGGGGCUGAGGCAGCAGUUCGGCAUGGAGCCGGCCCAGAAGAUUCACGUCACUGAUGCCUAUAUUGAGGAAAUCAACCAACAGAUACGCAACAAAGCAUCACGGGGUAUGACAAAACGGCGUUCCUCGGUUGCCAGAGUUCAUCCAUCCUUUUUCGGGGAACGCGGUAGUUCAUCUAGUACGCAGACUGGAGCAUCUGCGGACUAUGUCAGUGAUGCUGACUUUUUUGUGCACUGGGGCCACAUCAUCCAUGGGGUGUAUGUGCCAACAUUGAGACACAUCUUCAAAUCCAAAGAUCUCGAGAAACUCUACCAGCGCCAUUCCUCACACACCAGAAGAACCUCAUUAGUUGUCACAAACAUUAUUGAUGCAGCUGCCAAACUGCACCUGCUUUUGCUCUACCUGGCCCUGGCACCGGAUGGUUCGGACAUACUCCUGGGCUGGUUUACAGGGUUCUUCAUGGCCUGCGCAACUGCCCUGUGUGUUUUGGUACUCACCUGUAAACGCUCACAUUCCCCAAGGUGGUUGCAUUACGCUGGUAUGGCUAGCUGGCUGUCACAGACUGCUCAGAUAUUGGGUGGGCUGGCAUACGGAUUGGAAAGAGACCAAUCCUGGUAUGUUCUGUUCACCCUGUUUGCCACAUACACUCUGCUGCCACUGUCACUGCUCUGGGCUAUCGGAGCUGGCACACUCACCUCCAUAUUGCACCUCAUUGCAGAGACCAUACGUAACCUCAGUGAAGUGGGACUGCUAAGAAAGAUUCUCGCCAAGGCUUUACUGUACACAUGCAUGAACGUGGCGGGUCUGUUCAUCCAUUACCUGACCGACCGGUCCCAGAGACAAGCCUUUCUUGAGACACGCCGCUGCAUCGAAGGCCGCAUGAAACUAGAAACGGAAAACCAGAGACAGGAGCGUUUGGUGCUGUCGAUCCUACCCCGCUUUGUUGCCUUGGAGAUGAUUGCUGAUAUGACUUCUAUGGAUGAUGACCUCGAUCCUCAGCAAUUUCACAAAAUAUAUAUCCAUCAGUACAAAGAUGUCAGUAUCCUCUUUGCUGAUAUAAAGGGCUUCACACUAUUAUCCAUGAACAUGUCUGCUCAGGAGUUAGUGCGCUUACUCAAUGAGCUCUUUGGACAAUUUGACCGGCUAGCUGAGGAAUAUGACUGCUUGAGAAUAAAAAUCUUAGGGGACUGUUACUACUGUGUGUCUGGAGUACCAGAGCCUCAGCGAGCACAUGCCCGCUGCUGUGUGGAGAUGGGACUAGCUAUGAUCAGCACUAUACGAUCUAUAAGGAGACAACUGAACUUUGACAUGGAUAUGCGGAUUGGGAUCCACUCUGGCUCUGUUCUUUGUGGGGUUCUUGGUCUACAAAAAUGGCAGUUUGAUGUGUGGUCCUGGGAUGUAGGCAUUGCCAACAUGCUUGAAGCAGGGGGGAUCCCUGGACGCAUUCACAUUUCACGCGCUACUUUGGACUGCUUGGAUGGGAACUACCAAACAGAGGAAGGGCGUGGUUAUGAACGCAAUGAGUUCCUGCGAAAACACAAAAUUGACACUUUCCUUAUCUGCCACAAGGAAGAGGACCUAGAUGAAAUUAAAGCAGAUCAUUCAAAAACCCGUCCCUGGAACAAAGAGGUUCCAUGUAGCAACAUCAUUGAUAUUAACUGUAUCUUGGCCUCCUUCUCCAGUGGCUCUUACACACAACUUCCUUCAUCCUCAGUGUGCAGAUCCACGUCCAAGGAGAUCAACAAACGGAUAGAGCACGCAGUUGAUCUCCGCAGCAGUGAGCGCAUGCGUCAGGAGCACAUCACUCCAGCCACGUUGGUGUUUAAGGAUACACACAUUGAGGAGAAGUUCUCACAGGUGAGGGAUGAGAUGUUUAAGACCAAUUUAGUUUGCUCCUUCAUCAUGUUUCUUCUCCUCAUGACUGUCCAAGCCCUCAUCCCUGUACCCAGGUUGUAUCACUGGACAGCAUUACAGUUUUGUCUGUUCUUGCUGGGAUAUCUAUUAUUGCUUGUGAUGGUCCUGGCUGAAGAGUUCAAACAUUCUCCUGGCAUCCUUCAGCAGUUCUGCUGCUGGAUCCAUGAAAACAACAGUAUGCGUAACAUUCUCACUGUCACGGCUAUAGCCAUCAACUUUGGCAUGGCCCUCUUUGACAUGAUAUGGUGUAACUAUACUGAGACAAGAGAAAUAAACACCAGUGAAACAGAGGAAUAUCAGACCAGCCAGAAGACGCUUACUGCCUGCACCUAUCCAGAGUUCUUCAUUCUGAGUGGAGUGGUUUCUAUGGUGACCUGUGCUGUGUUCCUGAGGCUGAGCUCUCUCUUGAAGUUGACUAUUCUGUUGUUGGUGGUGGCCGUCUAUAUUUACUUCAUUGAAGUGUCCUUCCACAUGCUGUAUGUACAACAACCAGAGCAGAAACAGUUAAGUAGGUCCCACUACCUCAGAAGAAAGGGAGUCUCAAUGCUGUUGAUGGCAAUGUUUGUCAUAGCUGUGUUCUACAAUGGACGACGGUGGGAGGCCACAACACGGCUGGACUUCCUAUGGCGUUUGCAAGCUCAGCAGGAAGUGCAGGAGAUGAGAGACCUGAGGGAACACAAUGAGUGUCUACUGCAUAACAUCCUGCCUGCACAUGUUGCUCGUCACUUUCUAGAGAGGAACAGACAUGACCAGGAGCUGUACUCUCAGUCCUAUGAUGAGGUGGGGGUGAUGUUUGCCUCCAUCGCUGGCUUUAAUGACUACUAUGAGCAGAAGGAGAUCAAACAUGAGGGAGUUGAGUGUCUCAGACUGCUCAAUGAGAUCAUUGCAGACUUUGAUGAGUUGUUGGAGGAAUCAUAUUUUUUGGACAUUGAGAAAAUCAAAACCAUUGGCAGUUGCUACAUGGCAGCAUCUGGUUUAUCACCGGAUAAACAGUCUCGUGUUGUGAAUGACCUACAUCAUCUCAGUGAGUUGGUUCUGUUCGCUCUGGCUAUGCAAGAGACCCUGAGAGAGAUCAACAAACAUUCUUCAAACAAUUUCCAGCUGCGUGUUGGAAUUGCCCAUGGCCCUGUUGUUGCUGGGGUCAUCGGUGCCACCAAACCCCAGUAUGAUAUCUGGGGCAUGACAGUGAAUUUGGCAAGCCGGAUGGACAGUACUGGAGUCAGUGGAAGGAUUCAGGUCCCUGAGGCCACACGUAAUAUUCUAGCAGACUGGGGUUUUGUGCUAGAGCUACGUGGUGAGAUAUACAUCAAGGGUGUCAGUGAGAGAAAGGGACGUGUCCGAACGUACUUCAUCAGCACCAAAAGGCGUCAGAUGGCAAGCAACGGUAUUGCAGACAGAGGAAAGAAUGGACGCAGUGGGAGGACCACCCUGGCCGCUGUGGUCUUUGGCCUUGUACAGGCCAUUCACAGAGAGAAACAGAGAGGUACCAAUGGAGGUUUCACUCUGCCAAACAGCAACUUUAGCCACUUAAAAUUAUGAUGUGAAACAUCAAACUUGCAUUCACUGUAACUUGAGUUGAGACACUGCCUUCAUCUUCAAAAGAAUACCUCAAAUAUCAUAUAAAAUCCUCAUAUGGACUUGUCUAUAGAACACAAGUAGAAUAAUUGAAUUAAAAUUAUAUUUUCAUACAUUUCACUUGGGACUUCUUAUAAUGAAACAAUCUGAUGAGACUUUGCAGUUGUAUAUUUUACUUUGCUACAGCCAAUGUAAACGUUCUGAUAAUCAUGUGAAAAAGGCGGUUUACAGAAUUGUUCCUUAUUCCUGCCAUGACAGCAUAAAAUACCUCAUAUGUACAAAUUGUGUACAAACUGUCUCUUCUUUGUAAGUUUCAUGAUCACUACAAUUAUUUUGUACCUCACAAAAAUAAUAAAGA
This is a messenger RNA of Megalobrama amblycephala (Wuchang bream), 7242 nucleotides long. Its product is annotated as adenylate cyclase type 8. The transcript is spliced from 19 exons. The record is from RefSeq and is a predicted model, not a curated record. The coding region runs from base 3264 to 6848 and encodes 1194 amino acids. NCBI's taxonomy places the organism in Eukaryota, Metazoa, Chordata, Actinopteri, Cypriniformes, Xenocyprididae. Gene Ontology annotation, cellular component: plasma membrane. Gene Ontology annotation, molecular function: adenylate cyclase activity. Gene Ontology annotation, biological process: cAMP biosynthetic process; intracellular signal transduction; adenylate cyclase-activating G protein-coupled receptor signaling pathway.